Neurospora tetraspora is the source of this 1896-nucleotide messenger RNA. Its product is annotated as CTLH/CRA C-terminal to lish motif domain-containing protein. The transcript is spliced from 3 exons. The coding region runs from base 184 to 1416 and encodes 410 amino acids. The record is from RefSeq and is a predicted model, not a curated record. Gene Ontology annotation, biological process: proteasome-mediated ubiquitin-dependent protein catabolic process. Gene Ontology annotation, molecular function: protein binding; ubiquitin protein ligase activity. Lineage: Eukaryota; Fungi; Ascomycota; Sordariomycetes; Sordariales; Sordariaceae. Gene Ontology annotation, cellular component: GID complex; nucleus; cytoplasm.
CUUCGUCCCAUCACUGACUUUAUCCGGCAUCCGUAUAUCCCGUGUAUCAACCAACGUAGCACCCGCUUCUUCUUUCAUCCCGUCUUGUCUUUUUGGACUCUGACAACAGAGAUAUCUCCGGACUUUUGAGCUCCAACUCUACCCGGAACACCAUCUUGGCGAUUCACCUGUGUCUUGGCCAAGAUGGCAGAUCAUGAAGCCUCCAAGAUAAACCAUGAUAACCAUCUACUGCUGGAUCAACCACUGCUCCGUCUGCCAUACGAACUCCUCCGCAAGAAUUUCCGAUCCGCCCACUUCACAGUCGAGAAAGAGUCGACAACCCUCAACAAACUUCUCAAGGAGACAGCGAAAAGAUCCCUCGACAGCAAGACAUCGCCCGAAGAUGUCGUCAAGAACCUGGAUGCCAUGAUCGCCAAGAUGCGCGGCAUGAAGCGCAAGCUGUCAACGUACGCCGACGAGGAAACACGGCUCUACAAGCAGCUUGAUGCUCGUGUGGCCCAUCUGCGCGAGCUCUCGGACAUGCAUUCGGUUGAAGAUGUUAAAUACGAGGCCUGGUCCAGGAAACGGCUGGAUCGACUGCUGGUCGACUACAUGCUACGGCACGGAUACAACACUUCAGCCCAGGCCCUAGCAAACGAGCGCCAGAUGCACGACUUGGUAGACGUGGAAACAUUCCUGACAAUGAGCAAGAUCCGCGAGUCUCUUGAGAACGGCAGCGUCGCCGAGGCGUUGGCCUGGUGCAACGACAACAAGAAGGAGCUUCGAAAGUUACAGUCCAGCCUCGAAUUCCUCCUCCGCUGCCAACAAUACAUCGAGCUCCUGCGCAUCAACACCAUAUCCAAAUCCGUCGAAGCCAUCGCUCACGCCAAGAAAUACAUCGCCCCCUUCCAAGAGCAAUACCCCGACGAAGUCCGCGAAAUGGCCGCCCUUCUCGCCCACCGACCCACCGACAAAGACCUCCCCCCCAAAUACGCCGCCUGGUACAGUCCCGACCGCUGGUCCAAGCUCGCGUCCACCUUCGUCGAAGCGCAUAACAAGCUGCUCGGCCUGCCCACUUUUCCCUUGCUACACACAGCCCUGUCCUCAGGCUUAUCAGCCCUCAAAACGCCCGCCUGCCACGGCACGCAAAAGACGACUUCCUCCUCGCAGCCGGGCCACAGCCAGACGAGCAUGACGAGCAGCGUGUGCCCGAUCUGCUCGAUCGAGCUGAACGAGCUGGCCAAGAACGUGCCGUAUGCGCACCACAGCAAGAGUCAUCUGGAUAAUGACUUGCUGCUGUUGCCGAACGGGCGCGUGUACGGACAGGCGAAGCUGGAUGAGUAUGCGGCUAAGGCGGGGCUGGCGGAGGGGCAGGUCAAGGAUUUGGUUACGGGUGAGGUGUACUCAAGGGCGGCGUUGAAGAAGGUUUUUGCGUGAGAGGGCACUGCGGUUGCGGUUCCAGCCGCGGGCAGCGGCGGCAUACUUUCUUUCUUUUAUGUGCUUACUUUUGGUUUCAUGCGUCGGGGGUUUUGAGGCGUAUAAUACGGCGCGGGCUAACUAACGGUUAUUAUUUACGGGUGUUUCGGGGGGUUUUAUCAUUAAUGUGGCCCCUCAGGGGUGAGGAAACCAAAAUUUGGGGGAUUAUUAUUAUUAUUAGUCUGGUUCCAGUCUGGACUACUUUCGGGGAAAGAGACGCAACAGCGCAGCAAACAGCUUGGGAAUGGUUAUGGAUGGGGGAUAAUUGCGUUGGCUUCUAUAUCAAUAUGCUAGGACGGGAAGAUGGCAAGGUGGUAAGAUGGUAAGAUUGGGGAUAAGAUACGCGGCAUACAGUACACACACAGACAUACGCAUAUGAGCCCAAAACAGCGUUGCCAUUAUCAUAGGAACAUUAUACAAAUUUAAUGACUUUCAUGACAU